CUGUUAUCUUCGUUUUCAACUGUUUUUUGUUCUAUCGGCAUGCACUGCAUUACAGGUAGAUGAUCAGAGAUUGCAUCGGUUAGAAUGGCGCUGACAGGUUUUCGAUCGUAUAGGUUUGUCCAUAUAUGAUCGAGAAUUGUCGCGCUGUUUUCAGUUAUUCUGGUCGGUUUGGUUACAGUGGGAUAAAAAGAAUAUUGAUUCAUGAACUCAGACAAUUCGUUGACGAAACGGUCCAUCAAGUCGUAGUUAAGAUCACCCAUUAGUAUACUUUGUCUUGAUAGUGAGGGUAAAAUAGUGUUCAUGAGAUUACAAAAAUCUUUAUUUCUAGAAUUAUCAGACAGUGGGGAUCGGUAAAUAGUACCACAGGUUACAAUUCGGUCUUUGAGAUAAACGUCAACAAAUAUUGAUUCGAACGUUUUCUAUUCCAUUGUGGACAAUUCCGGUCUGUUUUAAACAAAGAGGUUUUGAAGCUAAUAUUGGAUACUCCACAACUUGAUGCAUUGCAUCUUUUGAAGCCAGUACUCGAUUUGCAAAGGACUCUAAUUGACAAAUAUCAGUAUAACAUCGACAUGAAUGAUGCCGAUUCAAUAACUUUGCAUCAAUUUUUCGAAAGUAUGAAUAAUAACUCAUUGAUUCGAUUCCAUAUUGAAAGUUACUUCAAAGCAUGGAAAUUGGUUAAUGCUUCAACAUUAUUAACUUGGAAUUCUCCGAUAUCAGUAGCAAUUCCUGCAAAAAGAGGAAACGGAAAAUUUGCAAAAUUGUUAUGCAGACGACUUCUAGACAUUCACAAUGAUUUCCUUACUAAAUGCAACCAAGCUGUAUCAGAACUGAGUUGUGAUGAGAUCUCUGUCUCAGACGUGAAAGAUUCUCAUAUGAUUCAAGUCGACAGAGAAAACGAUUUGAAUGAAUUAAUCAGUAUGCAUGUUAAAUAUGACAUAAAAUAUGAUGCAGGCUGUGGAGCUAUACAUGUUAUAAAAUACAACGUUAACGCACUGGAACGAUUGAUACAAGAAAAACAUGUCAAACACAAGAAAAGAAUAUCAGUCGAGACAAUACCUUGCAUUCAGUACCCACAGGAUGUUGGUAUUUCAGAAGAUAUGUCUGAAUUGAAGACCAGAAUAAAACAAAAAUUACUUUCAACAAAAGAUGAAACAAGCAUUGAUGCCAAUGUAUCUGCUUCGACCCCGGCUCAUCUGUGUGAUGGAGUACGUACGUUAUCACAUGCAAUAAGCUUUUUGUCCAAGACAUCAUCCCAAGCUGAAAACAGCUUGAGGGACUACAUGACAAACACUUUGCUUGUGGAUAGUGAGAGCGUUUCCGUUAUUCCAAAGUCCAUUCAGAUCGAGCAAACAUUAGCUUUAUAUCAACGUCUCACUUGGCACAAGUCUGUGAUGUUUGCUCAGAGAGGACUGAAUCCCUAUGUCGUCGAAGAAGGGCAACAAAAGAUUCCAGAUAAUCUUGUACGUCGUCUUGAAAGGUAUUUCUCUGAAAUUAAAGCUGAAGAACUACAGCAGAGACUCAAUGAGAUACUCAUAACAAAACCAUUCAACUUUCAUUCGGAUUGGAGCCUCCUUGAUAUAUUCCCUGACUUUGACUUCUUAGAUGAAGACAUUCAAAAGAACGCUCGUUGGUACGAUAAAAUGCCUGAAGAAAUUUGCUAUUGUCACAUAAUAGAUUUGUUCAAGCGCACUUGUCUGAUACCUAAAAUUAUCACAAAGAUGUAAAAAAAUGUAUACUGAUUAUCAUUUUCAAGUUGCUUGUAGCAUAGAUUGUUGUAAUUAUGAUUGAAUAUAGUAUUUGCGCAAAAAAUCUGCAUAUUAUUAUUCUUAUUUUAAUCCAUAGAAGUAGCAUGAGUGUGUGUGAUAUUUUACCGCCAAAUAGCUUCUAUUGCGAUUUGAUCUGAAUUAUUCAUAAAAAUAGGGUUUCAUAUGUAAAUUUCUCAUCAAUUGAUUGGCAAAUAUGUAAUAGCUCUAACUUGUGGUUUUAUGUUCUGAAUCAUUCUUGAUUAUUUGAUUUUGAAGUCAAAACUCAUUAUUGUGUGUUAAUAGUAAAUGUAUGUGGAAGAUGAUUUUAUAAGCCCAAUGCCUUAAUACAAUUUCUAAUCUUUGCAUGAUAUUAUUCAUUUUAGUCCUAGUCCAAAGAUCCAGUAGGCUAAUUGUACAUAUAC
This is a messenger RNA of Styela clava, 2167 nucleotides long. NCBI's taxonomy places the organism in Eukaryota, Metazoa, Chordata, Ascidiacea, Stolidobranchia, Styelidae. The record is from RefSeq and is a predicted model, not a curated record.